AUGGAUGAUUUGUAUCAACUGAUGCAAUCUAGAGAUGUAAAUAUCUUGCAAAAAAAAUUUGGAGGUAUCAAAGGAUUAGAAACUAAAUUGAAAACAAACCUUCUUACAGGUUUAACAUAUAAUCGGAAUGAUAUGAGAGCACGUCGUAAAGCAUUUGGUGAACCAGAGUUGCAGCGGCGUGGAACUGACAAAUUUCCAUAUUUAUUAGCUGGUUCUUAUAUUCAGGAUGGUGAUGGAAAAUUAUUGGUAUUGGCUGUUGGUGAGCAUACGCAGUAUAAUUCUUUGCGAUGCUUAUGUGAACACCAUUAUAUUUUUAUCGGAUAA
This is a messenger RNA of Rotaria sordida, 324 nucleotides long. The record is from the annotation of a GenBank genome assembly. Lineage: Eukaryota; Metazoa; Rotifera; Eurotatoria; Philodinida; Philodinidae.